AUGUCGCCGGUGGUUCGUUUCGGGUGGUCCGGCUGCCCGAUCAGGGUGCUCGCCUGGCUCCAGAGCCUACGCGAUGCCUUCCUCCCUCCCCAGCUGAGGCUGCUCGAGCUCCACUUCAAGUUCGUGCACAACCGCGCCCUCCACGCCGCCGCCACCCUCGGCCUCGCUGACGUCGUGCCACCAGAGCCAGACCAACUGUGGCCGACGUCGAGCGAGAUCGCGCAACGGUUGAAGGCCAGUGACGAAGAGUUGGUUUAUCGGUUCCUUCGGCUGCUGUCGUCCAUCGGCGUGUUCGAGGAGCAUGCCGGGCGGCGCUUCGGUCACACGCCCAUGAGCCUCCUGCUCCGCCGAGACCACCCUCAGAGCGUGAGGGCGAGCAUCUUGUGCUUCGGAUUGGCCCAGUACGAGGGGUGGAACGGACUUUCGCACAUGCUUCUCACGGGCGAGACUGCAUUCGAUCACGUCAACGGGGGAAAGACCUGUGGACCUACUACAACGAACCCGAACACCGCAGAGGUCCAUUGCCGCCAUCUCACGUGCACCGAACUGGAGUACUUCCAGAAGAUGCUGGUGCAGACACUCUCCAUCACCACGCCGCCGAUUGUUCAGGACUUCGACUGGCCCGCACUCGUUCAGCAAGUGCAGCGCGAGAAGGGAAGCGAGCAAGUCUCCAUCAUCGAUGUUGGCGGCGGGCUGGGGACUGUGCUUCACUUGCUCUUGGAGAACGUUCCUUCACCGGAGGUGAGCGGGAUUCUGUUCGACCAGGAAUCGGUGAUAGAAAAGGCCAGGACCAAGUGGGCCGACGACCCGCUCCGCAAUCGCACCACGUUCAUCGCGGGGAGCUUCCUGGAUCGCAUCCCCGAGGCCGAUGUCUUCGUGCUGCGCAUGGUGCUGCACGACUGGAACGACAGCAAGGCAGCGCUCAUUCUCAAGAACAUCAGAUACAUGAUGAAGCCCCACAGCAGGGUGGUGGUGAUCGAGAAUGUGAUGCCACCAGAGGGCCAGCACUCCAACCUCAUCCCGCUGAGCGUGGAGGUGCAAGACCUGCACAUGAUGGUCAUGCUCGGCGGCAAGGAGCGCACCGGCCACCAGUUCGAGCAGCUCUUCUCCAGGGCUGGCCUCGCCCUGGCGCGAUCCGUCCCCACGCGUGGCAUCUACCACAUCAUCGAAGGUCGUCUCGCAUGA
Molecule: messenger RNA, 1185 nt
Organism: Acanthamoeba castellanii str. Neff
Lineage: Eukaryota; Discosea; Longamoebia; Acanthamoebidae
Product: Omethyltransferase domain containing protein
Exons: 8
Coding region: 1-1185 (394 amino acids)
Molecular function (GO): O-methyltransferase activity
Source: RefSeq, a predicted model, not a curated record